Molecule: messenger RNA, 7210 nt
Organism: Anarrhichthys ocellatus (wolf-eel)
Lineage: Eukaryota; Metazoa; Chordata; Actinopteri; Perciformes; Anarhichadidae
Product: contactin-associated protein-like 5
Exons: 24
Coding region: 162-4055 (1297 amino acids)
Source: RefSeq, a predicted model, not a curated record
GGGAGUGUCGUCGUCGGAGCGGUCUGCUCUUCUCUUCCACAUCAGACUCCUUCUAUCCCUCCGUGCUGGAGGAGCGAGGAGGAACCUCUCCUCUGUUUUUUUUCUCUUCUCUCUCUCUCUGCGGACAAACGGAUAAUACCCGCACCACCACGGCUGGGAAGAUGGUUGUUCUGCUGCAUAUGGUUACCCUUUACUCUCUGAGCGUCUUCAGCGGAGCGUCCGCCGCCGCGCACUAUAAUUGCAACGGUCCUCUGGUGUCCACGUUGCCACAAUCAUCCUUUCAGAGCUCCUCUCAGUCCUCGGUCAGUUAUGCCGCUCACAACGCCAAACUCAACAGGAGAGAUGGAGCAGGAGGCUGGUCUCCCGUUGUGACCGAACAAGAGCCCUGGCUCCAGGUGGACCUCAGGGAGCAGAUGGAGGUGACGGCUGUGGCCACGCAGGGACGUUUUGACAGCUGGGACUGGGUCAGCAGUUACCUCCUGCUCUACAGUGACACGGGCCGAGCCUGGAAACAGUACAGGCACGAGGACGGUGUCGGGAGAUUUGUCGGGAAUGUGAAUUCGGAGGCCGUUGUCCAGAACAAGCUGUCCCACCCGGUGAGAACGCGUUUCCUGCGCUUCGUCCCUCUCGACUGGAACCCCAGCGGCUGGAUGGGCCUCAGAGUGGAGGUGUACGGCUGCUCCUACAAAUCGUAUGUCGCAGACUUUGACGGCAGAAGCUCCUUGCUGUAUCGGUUCAACCAGAAGUCCAUGUCGACGGUGAAGGACGUGAUCUCUCUGCGCUUCAAGAGCCAUCAGGCCGAGGGUGUGCUGCUGCACGGAGAGGGGCAGAGAGGAGAUUACAUCACCCUGGAGCUGCACCGCGGAAGAUUGGACCUCUACCUCAACUUAGACGACAGCAGGCUGAGGUUCAGCAGCGGCCGCGUUGCCGUCACCGUGGGUAGCCUGCUGGAUGACCAGCAGUGGCACUCCGUUCACAUAGAGCGCUUCAACAAGCAGGUCAACCUCACAGUUGACUCCCACACGCAGCACUUCCACACCAAAGGGGAGGGACACUCACUGGAGGUGGACUACGAGCUGAGUUUCGGAGGCAUCCCGCUGCCUGGUAAACCGGGCACCUUUCUGAGGAAGAACUUCCACGGCUGCAUGGAAAACCUCUACUACAACGGGAUCAACGUCAUCGACCUGGCGAAGAGACGCAAGCCACAGAUACACAGCGUGGGCAACGUGACCUUCUCGUGCUCGCCGCCCCAGCUGGUGGCCUGCACCUUCCUGAGCUCCAGCAGCAGCUUCCUGUCACUUCCGUCGGCGGCGUCUGCCACGGGGGGCUUCUCCGUCCGCUUACAGUUCAGGACGUGGAACCCGGACGGGCUGCUGCUCUCCGUGCAGCUGAACCCGGAGCCCCACAGGCUGGAGCUGCAGAUCAACAGCAGCCGGCUGCAGCUGACCCUCCGCGGCUCGGGACGGGCCAAAUCAGAAGUCUCUGCCGGUCACCGAGUCAACGACGGUCUGUGGCACUCUGUGAGUCUCAACGCGAGCAAUCAACAGAUCACGUUGACCGUGGACAGUGAGCCGUCCUCCACCAUCGAACUGUGGGAGCAACUGGAAUCCAGAGGCAACUUCAACUUUGGAGGAUGUCCCACAGCGGACUGUCAGAACCUGACUCCGGACUUCCAGGGAUGUGUGCGGCUCAUGUUCAUCAACGGCCAGCCGAUGGAUCUCAAUCGUGUUCAGCAAGGAUUGCUGGGAAAAUACAACGAGCUUCAGUUCGACACGUGCAACAUCAGAGACAGAUGCCUUCCUAACCUGUGUGAACACGGCGCCCGCUGCUCUCAGACGUGGAGCUCCUUCUCCUGCGACUGUUCAGGAACAGGAUAUUCCGGAGCUACCUGUCACAACUCCAUCUACGAGUCGUCUUGCGAGGCCUACAAGCUGAUUGGCAGCUCCUCUGGCUUCUACUCCAUUGAUCCAGAUGGGAGUGGUCCCCUGGGGCCCACGCAGGUAUACUGCAACAUGACAGAGGAGAAAGUGUGGACGGUGUUGGAGCACAACAGCACGGCUCCGGUCACGGUGCAGGGCUCCUCUCUUCACAAACCCCACAUCAUGAGGUUCAACUACGGCGCCGCGGCUGAGCAGCUCCGCGCCGUCGUGACGGGGUCGGAGCAGUGCCAGCAGGAAGUGGUUUACAACUGCAAGAAGUCCCGUCUCUUUAAUACUAAAGACGGCAGUCCGCUAACCUGGUGGCUGGACCGGGAGGGAGAGAAGCGGAGCUACUGGGGAGGCUUCCUGCCCGGAGUUCAGCAGUGCUCCUGCAGCCUGGAGGAGAACUGCGUGGACAUGAACUACUUCUGCAACUGUGAUGCUGACACUGACGCAUGGGCUAAUGACACGGGAAUCCUCUCCUAUAAAGACCACCUGCCAGUGAGCCAGAUAGUGAUCGGAGACACCAACAGGACGGGCUCUCAGGCCGUCUACCACGUCGGCCCUCUGCGGUGUUAUGGAGACAAGUCUCUAUGGAACGCCGCGUCUUUUUACCAGGAGUCCUCCUACCUCUACUUCCCCACCCUGCAGGCCGAGCUCGCUUCUGAUAUCUCCUUCUACUUCAAGACGAGCGCUCCUUCAGGAGUGUUUCUGGAGAACCAGGGCCUCAAGGACUUCAUCCGAGUGGAGCUCAGCUCUCCCUCGGUGGUGACCUUCUCCUUUGAUGUGGGAAACGGUCCAGCGGUCCUGACCGUGAAGUCCCACCUCCCUCUGAAUGACAGGCAGUGGCACUACGUGAGGGCAGAGCGCAACGUGAAGGAGGCCUCCUUGCAGGUCGACCAGCUCCCCCUCCGCUUCCUGGAGGCUCCGGCUGACGGACACCUCCGCUUACGGCUCAGCAGCCAGCUGUUUGUGGGAGGAACGGCAUCCCAGCAGAGGGGCUUCCUGGGCUGCAUCAGGACUCUGACCGUCAACGGCGUGAGCUUUGAUCUGGAGGAGAGGGCCAAGAUGACGCCGGGCGUGACCUCCGGAUGUCCCGGCUACUGCAGCGGCUCCACCAGCCUCUGCCACAACAGAGGGAGGUGCAUCGAGAAGAGCAACGGCUACGUGUGCGACUGCUCCCAGUCGGCCUACGGAGGGACCACCUGUAACCAAGAGGUGUCGGUGUCCUUCGACACGGAGUCCUCGGUGACCUACACCUUCCAGGAGCCCUUCUCAGUGAUGCAGAACAGACGCUCGCAGGCCUCCAGUGUUUCCACAGAGAGCAGCAGCAGGGCCAGAGAGGACAUGGCCUUCAGUUUCGUCACCUCCCAGAGACCGGCCAUGCUGCUCACUGUCAGCACCUUCAGCCAGCAAUACAUCGCUGUCAUCCUGGCCAAGAACGGGAGUCUGCAGAUCUGGUAUCACCUUCAGACCGACAGGAGUCCAGAUGUGUUCAGCCCCGUCCUCACCAACCUGGCAGACGGACGACUCCAUCGGAUCAGAAUCCACCGAGUGGGAAAAAACCUCUAUGUACAGAUCGACCAGGACAUCCACAGAAAGUACACACUGUCAUCUGAUGCAGAGCUGAUCUUAAUCAGGUCCCUGACAUUGGGCAAAGUCACCAGGAGGGAGAACCUCGACGAGGAAGUGACGCAAGCGGCUUCCAAAGGUUUCAUCGGCUGCCUCUCCUCGGUCCAGUUCAAUCACGUCGCACCGCUGAAGGCGGCGCUGACGAACCGCGGGAGCUCGCUUGUGACCAUCCGUGGUCCGCUGGUGCAAUCGAACUGUGGAGCGCUGGCGGAGUCCACCUCGCACACGCUGCAAGAUCAAACUGUAACAGCAAACAAAGACAAGGAGCAGCACGGCAGCAGCACCCAGAAGGAUUUGGCUGUGAUAGCAGGUGUGGUCACAGCGGUGGUCUUCAUCGCCGUGUGCGCUCUGGCUGUGGUAAGCCGCCUCCUCUAUCAGCAGCGGCGGGCCCAGAGGAGCGGCAGCAUCAAAGAGGAGAACAGACCCAGCAUGUACACGGACUACAGGACAGAGCUGCACCUCCACAACUCAGUCAGGGAGAACGUGAAGGAGUACUACAUCUGACUGCGUCCUGCACUCUGUGGACCGAACAGCCACGAACUUACCUCUCUCGUAUAAAGGACUAACAGGUGGACGCGCUGCUGCAGGAAUUUUUUUUUUUUUUAUUAUUAUUUUUUUUUACGAGAAAACAUCCACGUGACCUGGAAAUGUCUCCCAGGAACACUGCAAAAAAAAAAAAAAAAGCCUGCAGCCUGUAGUCCACUCUCGUAACGCUCCGGUUCAAGCGAGUGGCUGAGUCUUUACAGCUGUUAGUGUAUUUGAUGUUGGUGAAACUGUCAGAAUCAAGCUGCUGUGUCGUCGCAAAAAUGUGUAAAGCAAAAGGUGAAUGUCCUGGAGAGGGGGUGGACGAAGAGGGGUCACCGCGAGGUGCAGUGAGCGAAAGCUGCUGUCCAUCCUGAAUGCGCACAACUUAAAAUAUUUAGUUUGAAACCCCUCAACUGCGGGAUACGUCCGCAUCGCAGCGGGACUCACUAAACUGUACCUUGCGAGUCAGGAGAUGUAGGCCAGGCCUGUAAGAUAUGCGUGCACUCGCUGCUGUCUUUGUUUUUUUCCAGUGGUGGUGAAUGUUCUAGAAGAAGAAAAGGGGGACAACACUGCCUAUACUGUAUGAGUGCCUAAUUUGCAUACAAGUUUUUAUUUGAACAUUUUAGAAGUUAUUCAUGUGAUUUGCACAAAAGCAAUCGCAUUUACAUAGAGAGGAGCUUAUUGUCAUUCAGUUCUGCAAAAACCCCAUUCUGCAUAGAAUAAAAAAGGAGAUUUGAGUUCCCCUCUCAUGCACAACGUCGGCCAGCUGACCAUCAGUGAUGUUCCUUUCACCGCCUGUUUGAAGUAGCAGAGAAAUUGACAAACCGAAAUCCUCUAAUCGUCUGUCAACUGGAUGCGAACCAGAUCCGUAACUCAACACUUUCAAGUGUUUCAGGUUUUCAAGUCUUGUCCCAAAAGUAAGCACUGCACACCACUCAGACCGCGUGCAUUUUGUCGGGAUUUCUAGCGGAAAACUUUUGAAUUUUAUUUAAUUGUGCAAAUUCUUAAAUUAUUAUCUUAAAGGUGCAAUGUGUGAGAUCCGGCCACCUGCUCCAAUAAAAUAGAGGGAAGCAUUUCACCUUCACUGCUGGGUUCAUACAAUCUAAAUGUGCAGUCAUCAUAUAUUAAAAUAAAGCCAACUUCUGACAAACAGCACGGCAAAAGUACCUGCAUCUUAAAGUAACACUGCUAUCUUAUAAUCUUCACUGUGCGGCCCGUGUACACUUUGAUGCUUUGUGUAUUAAAAUGAAAAACGAAUGAGAAAACAAGCGGUUAGCUGUAGCAACUAGCAUUUAGCCGCCACAAAACCCCAGUACGGGGAGUCACAUCAGGCUGGCUCGGGGUCUAAUCUGUGUAACACGUCAACAGAAAGGCCCCUGAUCAGGGGGAGAGUUGGGGCAGAUCCCUGGGAUCAGUGCACUGCUGCUACAUUUAAGCUAACUGCUAUCUGGAGGUCGCUAACUGGGGGACGAGGGACGAGGCAAGGAUGCAAGUCAAAGCUAAAUUUUGGCCAGAUCUUACACGUUGCACCUUUUAAAGUAUGUACGAUUUCAAAGGCAAUUAUGUACAUUGAAUCACGAAGGUAGCAGAAAUGGGAUAACUAAUGGAGAGGAUGAUCACAUUUACAUAUAUACAAAGCAGUCACAUAAGCAGUAAGGGUUGUAAACAUCGACCGAACAGUCAGGAAUCUCGCCAAACUUUGCAGGCAGCCAGUAAUAACAUCUACAGGAACAAAACCUGCAUCUACUGGUACUGGUAUUAAAUCUGGCAAAGCGUGAAGCUCUCAAGCGGUAUCUUUGGUGUUCUUUGACAAACGGGCAGCAGUGUGGUACGUACAGGAAGCGUUGACCUCGGCAAGUACUUAUGGGAGACUGGUUAAACCAGCCGUGCGAGUCAAGUUUGCAGUAGUAUGAAAACAGCUCGCACAGCUACACUUAUCUCCAGGGUUGCGACCUGCUCUACGACACUUUGUCACAGUACUUGAGUGAGUUUGUACCGCUGUUUGAAGUUGCAAUGCUUGUAUCUCAGCCCCCAGCUCGGCGAUAUGACGGGCCAAACUGAAACUGUACGCCAAACUGAUGCAAAAGUUUAGUGUGUCUGUUAUUUUGCAGCGCUGGCCAGCAGUGCUUAGAGCUUUUUGCAACCAAGAAAAAAAGGCCACAUAAUAUGUUUCUUUAUUAUCUGGAUUACAGGGAUAAGUGAUGUUUUCUAUAUACUUCUAGCUGACUACUUUUUAUAUACAUCUUACACUGGUUGAUCCUGAGAAAGAAAAAAAAAGAAAUCCAUAAACACACAAACGAGGCAAAACGUCUAGAGCCUUCCUAGUGGUCCUGUAAUGCACAUUAAACAUCAGAGAACAAAAAGCAUGGAUGAAGAGUGGAGACGUUCCUUUUUGUUUCUUUUUUAGAUCUUUACCACUUGUGAGGCUAGAAACACUAAGUUUGACCUGCAGGUGGUGCGAGAGGGAAAGCGAUGUUACCUAGAUUUGUAAAUCAGCUUGUUGGGCUCAGCUCAACAGAUUUAGCUCAUUGUCCACUGGCUUCAGCUGCUCCAACGCAGGUUAGCUGUCCUUGUCGGUGUCAGUAGUAGUUUGAGCUGAACAUGCUAAAAAUAAGGGUUAAGCCCAAAGAACAGCUGAAUCUGAGGCUGACGGGAAUUGUAUUUUUUCGUUGGGUAUCCUGUCAUGAAUGAAUGAAGUCAUUACAAUUCAACCACUUGGGAUCAUAUAUAUCUGUACAAAAAUUGAAGGCAAGCGAUCCAACAAUUGUGAAGAUAUUUCAGUCUGGUUUUCCGAUUUUUGGACCAAUGCAACGAUGGACUGACGGAUGAACAUUAUCGUCCUCUCUGAAGCUCCGCCUCUGUCUGGCUAAAGCUCACGUCACUGAAAGUGACGCGAGGUAGUGGCAUGGUCAAAGGAUCAUCUGGGCCCCAUCUGUGCAUGUCCUUGUUAUUCAAGUAUGUCUCAACAUGUGAUCUCCAGUUAUCAGUGAAUGAAUACAUACCUCUCAGAGUGUCUUGGUUAUAUUGCAAUGGGUUAUAUCACGUGGUUACUUCUUAAUGAUUUGUAUAGCUGCAGUUUUAUUAAGGAUCUAUUGUAUAGAUGUAUAAUUUAAUAAUAAAAGUGAAUAUAUUGA